This is a messenger RNA of Vitrella brassicaformis, 1888 nucleotides long. The record is from the annotation of a GenBank genome assembly. Lineage: Eukaryota; Vitrellaceae.
GAAGCGCAAGAGGGACCAAUACGCCGUCGCAUGUGCACGGGGAGGGUACACGUUUCUGCCUCUGGCCUUCGAGUCGUAUGGACGGUGGUCUUCGACUAUGGAGACCUUUUUGCACAAGCUAGGCAAGGCAGUGAAGGAAGCUCAGUGCGUGUGUGUCUGCGUGUGAGUGUGGCUAUGGGCGUGGGUAUGCGGGUGAGGUAUUGGUAUUCCUGCGUGUGUGUGUGUGUGUGUGUCUGGGUGGUGUGCGCGUGUGUAGGGGUGUGCGUGUGGAUGUGGGCGUGGUCUGUGUGUGUGCCUUGCCGCGCUCCUACUUAUCCCGGCGGUGAAAUAUGUAUGGGCGUGCACUGGGGGUGUCUGCGGGUCGGCCACCUGCCGCCCCUCUCCGCCCUGGAGAGGGCGGCGGUGCGCUCUCAUGCACCCCCAGCACUCCGUGCGUGGUUGUUAUAAGGGCGUGUUUGUGUGUGACUGGGCGAUCUGCACUGGCUGGCCACCUGGGGAUGGGCGGUAUCUACGUAUGGAGUCAUGGUGCCUGACGCACGCACGCACGCCGCCUUCAAGCUGCUGCUGGGGUGGCGUGUGUGCGACGCUCUGUGCCUGCUUGUAUGUGGCCCUCGUUCGCAGCGCAUUGCAUAUCUUCCUGUCUGCUGCAUCUGCCCUCUGCGUGCUGCGUGUUUCGUGUCCGGGUUGCAUGUUAGGGUGCCUGUUUCAUGUUGGACAGACCGACAGGGGACUUGGCCGUCAGGCCACCUAGGGUGCUCCCUGAAACCGCUGCUGGAGAAGAUGGGCGCAUCGGCAUCUCUCCCAGGCUAAUCAUCCUCUCCAGGCGAUCGAGGAAGAAGAGAAAAGGGGAAUGCUGCAGGGACAUCACGAUGCUGCCCGUGUGCCUGUGCGUGUGUGGAUUGUGAUGGGGUGUGCAGGGUGCGGCAAGUCAUCCGUCGGGAGGUACGUUGCAGAUUUUCUUCAGUGCCCUUUCCUGGAUGCCGAUGACUACCACACGAAGGCCAACGUCGACAAAAUGGCACAGGUAGCGAAACCACAGCACCACCCAUGCCAGCCGCAGCAAGUGCGCCCUCGAUCUGUCUGUGUCGUUUUGCACUGUGUGUGUGUGUGUGUGUGUGUUGUGUGUCGCUUUGCACUGACGCAGGGUAUCCCCUUGGCUGAUGAGGACAGAUGGCCGUGGCUACACCGGCUGGCGGGGGUGGUAGAUCAGCAUCUCUCAAGCGGCCUCGUCCUCGCCUGCUCUGCGCUGAAGGCCUCUUACCGGGCCGCCCUCGCCGCAUCGCCGUCAGUCGGGUUUAUCUAUCUGAAGGCCAGCAAGGACCUGCUGAGUGAGCGGCUGUCCAUGCGGCAAGACCACUUUAUGGGCGCAUCGAUGGUUGACAGUCAGCUGAGUGCGUUGGAGGAGCCUGUGGAAGGGGUGGAGGGACGGAGGGUGGUGAUGGUUGAGUUGCGACGGGGGGAGGGGGUGGAAGAGACGGUCUGGAGAAUCGUGCCGAGUCUGUCUGUGGGCUGAUUCGGGGUGGCAAAAUUCUUGACAAUGGUUUGUGUGCCGUGUCUGGACAAUGGUCUUUGGGUGUGUCGAGUAUGGGCGUGUGCUGCUUGUGGCAGCGCUACCCCGGCGUGAACUACGCGUGAACAGACAGAAGGGAAGAGGUUGUCUUUGUUGACCUGACGCCGUGAGGAUGGUUGCCUGUUCCACCCACCAUGGUGGAUCGUCAUGGGCAUGACGGGGUUCAUUCUGUGAGUGCAUCCAUGACCAGACAGACCGACAGACCGACAGACCGACCGACCGACCGACAGACCGACCGACCGACACAGAAAAACAGGCACAACAGAGGAGCUAUCCGCCAAAAAGGUAUAUCUGUACACAACACAGCUCCACCUGCCG